UUGUUCGGCUCCGCCUCACAAACUGUACGUGCGCGCGUAUUCCAUAUCCGGGAGCCGGAUGUGAUGUAGCUGGUCGUGGGUUUUCUGGGUCUUUUUCACACGUGGUGAGGACGAGACGAGGUCGGAGCCAUGAAGCGUCCUAAGUUAAAGAAAGCUAGUAAGCGCAUGUCAUGCAGCAAACGUUUUAAAAUCCAAAAAAAGGUCAGGGAACACAAGCGGAAAGUCAGAAAAGAAGCAAAGAAAAAAGGUAUAAAUAGGAAGCCGAAGAGAGACAUCAGCAUUCCAAAUAAUGCGCCCUUCAAGGAAGAUAUCUUGCGGGAAGCAGAGCAAAGAAAGCAAAGGAGAGAGGAGUUAAAAAAUCAACAGAAACUUGAAAGACAAAAGGAGGUUGCAAAGAAAAGAAAACUGGAAGAGAAAAAAGAGAAACCGGAUGAGAAAAAACAGAAAGUAAAGAAGAAAAAACCUGUUGUGGCAAAGCCAAAAAAGCCAGCUGUGAAGAACCCAACCAGAUCUAUGUGCGAACAAGUCAACAAGGUGAUUGAGGCAGCGGACAUAAUCUUGGAAGUAUUGGAUGCUAGAGAUCCUUUGGGCAGCCGAUGUAUGCAGGCAGAGCAGGCCGUGCUUCAGUCUCCCAAUAAGAAACUAUUACUUGUGCUCAACAAAAUAGAUUUAGUACCCAGAGACAAUCUUGAAAAGUGGCUCCAGUUUCUUAACAAUCAACUUCCAACAGUUGCCUUCAAGUGUUCUACACAAGUGCAAGAAAGAAAUUUGCCAGGUGUUGGAAAAAAGAGGGGUCCUAACUGCAUUGACAUAUCUAAAGGCACUUUGUCCUAUGGUGCGGCUUCUCUACUAAAAAUUCUUCGCAGUUUGUGCUCUCCGCAAACUGAAACUAUUAAAGUCGGCCUAAUAGGAUUUUCAAAUGCAGGGAAGAGCAGUUUAAUUAACACAUUGAAGCAAUACAGAGUCUGCAAUGUGGGUGCAGUAAGAGGAACAACAAGGAUAAUGCAAGAUGUGAACAUUGAUGGGCGAAUCAAGAUUAUUGACAGUCCUGGCUUAGUCGUAUCUCCUGAUAACCCACCUGCGACUCUCUUAAUGAGAAGUGCUUUUCUAAGUGAUGAAGAAAAUCAUAUGGACGGUGUCACUAAGAUUCUAAAGCAUUGUGAUAAACAGCAGAUUAUGUUGCGGUACAAUGUUCCAGACUACAGAAAUCCUCUGGAAUUUUUAGAUCUGCUUGCUCAUAAAAGAGGAUUAUUGAAGAAAAAAGGUUUGGCCGACCUGGAGGCAGCAGCAAAAUUCUUCUUAAAUGAUUGGAUGGGAGCCAAACUUUGCUAUUAUACUCAGCCGCCUGCAUCAUUCACCUCUCACAUUGAUGACAAGCUGACCUCUGCAAUGAAGAAAGCUGUUAACUGUAAAAUUAUCGAAGAGGAAAAUAGAAGGAAUAUUAAAGCUGUUAGAAACCCAACUCCCUCCAGCAGUAUCUCUUUUCAUUAUUCUCAAAUAACCAAUGGAAUCCUUGAUGUAAAUGAAAUCAAAGUGGAGGAUCAAGUGCUCUCUGACCAGGAGGAGGAGGAGGAGAUGGAAGAGGAGGAAGAUGUCAACAAAGAUGAAAAGAAUGAGAUGCCAGAUGCAGAAGAAGAAAAGUCAGAAUCGAAGGAGAAAACGGUGAAGUCGGUCAGCUUUGAUAAACCAGCUGAAGCAGAGAAUGAUGAUUAUGACUUUAAUGCCGAUUUUAACUAAAACGCCAAUGGUCGCUCGGACAAUAGUCACUGUAUAUAGAAUGACGUUUUAUGUGGAUUCUGUGAAUCUCUAUUCAUUAUGUACGUUUGUUUUUGCAAGUGUGGUAUGUGGAGAAUAUCACUUGUGUAAUAAAUAUUCUGAA
Molecule: messenger RNA, 1879 nt
Organism: Hyla sarda
Lineage: Eukaryota; Metazoa; Chordata; Amphibia; Anura; Hylidae
Gene: GNL3
Product: G protein nucleolar 3
Exons: 15
Coding region: 130-1737 (535 amino acids)
Cellular component (GO): nucleolus
Molecular function (GO): GTP binding
Source: RefSeq, a predicted model, not a curated record